AUGUCACAAAAUAUUGAAACUAAACAAUUGAAUUUUGAUGAUGACGAUGAUGAUGAUGAUGAUGAUGAUGAUGAUGAUGAUGAUGAUGAUGAUGAUGAUGAUGAUGAUGAUGAUGAUGAUGAUGAUGAUGAUGAUGAUGAUGAUGAUGAUGAUGAUGAUGAUGAUGAUGAUGAUGAUGAUGAUGAUGAUGAUGAUGAUGAUGAUGAUGAUGAUGAUGAUGAUGAUGAUGAUGAUGAUGAUGAUGAUGAUGAUGAUGAUGAUGAUGAUGAUGAUGAUGAUGAUGAUGAUGAUGAUGAUGAUGAUGAUGAUGAUGAUGAUGAUGAUGAUGAUGAUGAUGAUGAUGAUGAUGAUGAUGAUGAUGAUGAUGAUGAUGAUGAUGAUGAUGAUGAUGAUGAUGAUGAUGAUGAUGAUGAUGAUGAUGAUGAUGAUGAUGAUGAUGAUGAUGAUGAUGAUGAUGAUGAUGAUGAUGAUGAUGAUGAUGAUGAUGAUGAUGAUGAUGAUGAUGAUGAUGAUGAUGAUGAUGAUGAUGAUGAUGAUGAUGAUGAUGAUGAUUCGGAUGAUGAUGAUGAUUUGGAUUAUGAUGAGUUAAUAGUCACAAAGCAAGUUGUAUAUCCAAUGAUAUGUUUUUUUCAAAAUGUCUGUUGUAGUCUUAAGCCCAGGUUGAAAAUACUUUCUUAUGAAAGAACUUUCUCAUUUCUCAAGGACAUUGAUGUUUAG
This is a messenger RNA of Schistosoma margrebowiei, 717 nucleotides long. The record is from the annotation of a GenBank genome assembly. Lineage: Eukaryota; Metazoa; Platyhelminthes; Trematoda; Strigeidida; Schistosomatidae.